Molecule: messenger RNA, 1444 nt
Organism: Melanotaenia boesemani (Boeseman's rainbowfish)
Lineage: Eukaryota; Metazoa; Chordata; Actinopteri; Atheriniformes; Melanotaeniidae
Product: solute carrier family 51 subunit beta
Exons: 6
Coding region: 296-1276 (326 amino acids)
Biological process (GO): bile acid and bile salt transport
Cellular component (GO): plasma membrane
Molecular function (GO): transmembrane transporter activity; protein heterodimerization activity
Source: RefSeq, a predicted model, not a curated record
GACGUGUGUUGGUAUAUGAUCACAGAACAGAGAAAUCCACGUUAGACCUCUUUGCACAGCUUAGUUCAGAACACUGACCUAAAAACAAAAGCAACUGAAGACAAAAACUAAAAUACAUAUGUGGUGUUUACUGAGCACAAAUAUCACACAGUGAUUAUGAAUGUUUGAGUUUUACAGAUAAACUGUUCAGAUGAAGAGAAGGGAGUCAGGCAAUUGAGAGCAGACUCCUCCCUAUGAACUUUAGAAAGAUCUUCUUCUGCUGAGGCUCAUUCCUCAUCUCCACCACAGCAGAGAUAUGCUUAAAACCUGGAUCUGCUUCUUCCUCCUCCUUUCAGGGGGGAGGACAUUUAUGAUCCACAACACUCAGCUCAGCCUGUGUCUGGAGGACUCAGAGGACAAAGUCCUCUUGAAGAAGUGCAACCUGGACUCAGAAUCUCAGCAGUGGGUCUGGACCAACCAGGGCAUGCUGAUGUGUGUCUCGUCCUCCAGAUGUUUAACCUCUGAAGGAAAUGAGCUGGUCCAGACUCGGCCCUGCAACAGGCCAGAUGUGGAUGCUGCAGGACUAAAAUGGGACUGCAACAGCAGCAGACUUAUCAGCAGAAACACCUCCAUGUUCCUGUCCAGCAACGGCAAGCAUGUGACUCUCAGCCAGCACAGCAAGCAUUCAAAGUGGAGGUCUCUGGAUGAGGGGGACAUCUGCCAGGACAGACUCAGAAUGAGGAGAGCAUCAGAAGACUCGGGCCAGUUUGAGUAUGAAGACGAGUCAGCCAGAGAGCAAGGCAUGACGGAGGAACAGAGGGAGUAUCUCCGCUGGUACUACCGCACAGAGGACCCAACCACAUGGAAGUUUGUUCUUCUUGGACUGGCCUUUAUUUGUUUGCUCAUUGGUUUUCUGCUGCUGGGAAUGGGAGCUGUGGCCAACAAGAACAGAAAGAAGAUAGCUAAGUACAAAGCAGCAGCAUCUUUCUUAAAAAAAAGUGAAGAUGAGGAGCUGCGAGUCAUUUCCCCGUCCAGAGACAACGGUGCAUCUUCACAGCAUGAUGGGCUGCUGCAGGUGCACAAGUCCUCCAUGUCCAGCAGGGACACCAGCGAGCUCAAAGCAGGAGACAUUGUGGUCACAUGGAGAGAUGGAAACACCUCCAACCUGUACCCAGGUCCUGAAGAGAAAGGGAAAUGGAAGGAGGACAAACAGAAAGAGGUGUCAAAUUCUGAGGAGGAGGCUCAUGAUGGAGAGAUGAAGAAUGAAACUGAGCCUGAUGUAGAGUUCAUAAAGUAAAUCUCAACAUAACGAUGACCACUAAUGUGUAGUAUGACUGAAUCCAGGCACUCAUGGAUCAAUACCACUGAUUACUGAUCGUUGUCUGGAUUUUCAUCAAUGUGUUUAAAUGAUGGCAAACCUAAUCAGCCUGAAAUGUUAAUGGAGCAUCAUUAAAUCCUUUCAUCA